This is a messenger RNA of Camelus dromedarius (Arabian camel), 2017 nucleotides long. RefSeq names its product RNA polymerase III subunit D (gene POLR3D). Gene Ontology annotation, cellular component: RNA polymerase III complex. Bases 155 to 1354 code for a protein of 399 amino acids. The record is from RefSeq and is a predicted model, not a curated record. Gene Ontology annotation, molecular function: DNA binding. Lineage: Eukaryota; Metazoa; Chordata; Mammalia; Artiodactyla; Camelidae. The transcript is spliced from 9 exons. Gene Ontology annotation, biological process: tRNA transcription by RNA polymerase III.
CCUCACUUCCGCUCCGCGGCAAGAUGGCGGCUCCCGGGUCCUGCCACGCAGACUUCCGCCGGGCGCUGAGGCCUGGGGCCCGCCGCGGGUCGCGUCGGAGGUGAAGUCGGGACGUGCGUGGUGCGGAGCCGCAGCCCGCGUGCGCUGGGGCAACAUGUCGGAAGGAAAUGCCGCGGGCGAGCCCAGCGCUCCGGGAGGGCCCCGACCCCUCCUCUCUGGGGCCCGGGGGCUUAUCGGGCGGAGGCCGGCGCCUCCCCUCACCCCGGGCCGCCUUCCCUCCAUCCGCUCCAGGGACCUCACCCUCGGGGGAGUCAAGAAGAAAACCUUCACCCCAAAUAUCAUCAGUCGGAAGAUCAAGGAAGAGCCCAAGGAAGAAGUCACCAUCAAGAAGGAGAAGCGUGAAAGGGAUAGAGACCGACAGCGAGAGGGGCACGGACGGGGCCGGGGGCGCCCAGAAGUGAUCCAGUCCCACUCCAUCUUUGAGCAGGGCCCAGCUGAAAUGAUGAAGAAAAAGGGGAACUGGGAUAAGACCGUGGAUGUGUCGGACAUGGGGCCCUCCCACAUCAUCAACAUCAAAAAGGAGAAGAGGGAGACGGAUGAAGAGACAAAGCAGAUCCUGCGCAUGCUGGAGAAGGAUGAUUUCAUCGAUGACCCUGGGCUGAGAAAUGACACUCGAAACAUGCCUGUGCAGCUGCCGCUGGCUCACUCGGGCUGGCUUUUUAAGGAAGAGAAUGAAGAAGCAGACGUUAAACCUUGGCCGGCUGGCCCCAAGGAAGAGGACAUGGAGGUGGAUGUACCUGCUGUGAAAGUGAAAGAGGAGCCGCGAGAUGAGGAGGAGGAGGCGGCCAAGAUGAAGGCUCCUCCCAGAGCAGCCAGGAAGACCCCGGGCCUCCCAAAGGACGUAUCUGUGGCAGAGCUGCUCAGGGAGCUGAGCCUCACGCAGGAGGAAGAGCUGCUGUUCCUGCAACUGCCAGACUCACUCCCCGGCCAGCCGCCUUCUCAGGACAUCAAGCCAAUCAAGACAGAGGUGCAGAGCGAGGACGGACAGAUGGUGGUUAUAAAGCAGGAAAAAGACCGGGAAGCCAGGUUGGCAGAGAACACUUGUACCCUGGCUGACCUGACGGAGGGUCAGGUUGGCAAGCUGCUCAUCCGCAAGUCGGGGAAGGUGCAGCUCCUCCUGGGCAAGGUGACUCUGGACGUGACGAUGGGAACCACCUGCUCGUUCCUGCAGGAGCUGGUGUCUGUGGGCCUUGGAGACAGUAGAACCGGUGAGAUGACAGUCCUGGGACACGUAAAGCACAAACUUGUAUGUUCUCCCAAUUUUGAAUCCCUGUUGGAUCACAAACACCGGUAAAAUGAGCAGAUGGAGGACGAUGGUGACUGUGCCCACGGCUGCUGCCUGCUCCAGACGUUGUGCUCUCAAAUCUGUUCGGCCCAGAAGGGGCCUGUCGAGCCCACCCACUCCAGCCAUUGUCCCAGUUUUCCCCACAGGACCCACGUGGCUCCCUCCCACAGCAGCCGUGAACGGCGCAGUGACCGUCCCACAGCACAGAAACUGCACGUCCUCACUGCUGGGGAACUUCUCUGCUAUUUAUUUUUCUAUUUAUGUCUUAUCUCUUCAACUGGCUGCACCCUCCCCAGGUGGAGAGGGGACGGCCUGUAGGAAAGGACAGGCUCCUCUUGGUGACGGUCUUGGUUCUCAGGGUGGGAGACGUACGGACUGUUCCUGCUGCUUUUGCUCCCCUCUUCCUCCCGAGAGGUGGUGCUGGGGAGAGAGCAGGGACCUCUCAGUCUGAGACUCAGUACUCAGUCCCAGCUCUGUCUGUGACUCAUCGUGUGAUUGGACAAACUACCUAACCUUUCUGAGCCUCGUAUUCCUCAUCUGACAGAAAUGAGGACGAUACCUACCUCACAGGGUUGGUGUGAGGAUGAAAUCGAAUACUGUUGCGGAAAACUCCUUGCACAAGGCCAGAUAUACACAGUAGGCGCUCAAUAAAUGUUAGUUUAGUGUCCCUUC